This is a messenger RNA of Colletotrichum aenigma, 1305 nucleotides long. RefSeq names its product putative transcription factor sol4 (gene sol4). The record is from RefSeq and is a predicted model, not a curated record. Gene Ontology annotation, cellular component: nucleus. NCBI's taxonomy places the organism in Eukaryota, Fungi, Ascomycota, Sordariomycetes, Glomerellales, Glomerellaceae. Bases 1 to 1305 code for a protein of 434 amino acids. The transcript has 3 exons.
AUGCCCGAUCGUCAGAUUCUUGACUUUCUCGUGCAAUACUAUGUGAUGGAAAUCCACUGGAUGGAACAACUUGUGCACCCACCUUGGUUCUUGGCACAGUACCAAGUAUGGUGGAACUCAGAACGGCCGUCAUCAACACUUGACGUCGAGUUCGCAGUGCUGCUCCUGAGGAUGUGUUUUCACGCUUUGCAGUUUCUCCCCUCGCCGUCUUACACUAUCGACAAGAUCAGAGGCAUGUCCCUGACGGACAUUCGAGACUCAAUCAACGAUGUCGCCGACAAGCUCACUGCAAUCUGCAUUCGACUCGACGGGAAGGGCUCUCUUCUACGCGUGCAGCAUCUGCUCUUUUCGGGAUUACGGUACCACCUUUUCUCGAGACAACUUGACAUGUCCCCUUUCUUGCCCUCGGGUUUGACCGACGAAAACCUUCCACGGAUGCACCUAGGUCCAAACGUUGACGACGCCGACGCCCCUGGAGAGUUCUCAGAACGUUUGAUCCAAGCCCGUCUGGCGUCCUUUUGGAGAGACUUCUUGCCAAGGCGAGAGUAUGACGCGACCGUGGCCGAAGCAACAUACGAGAAGUUUUGCAACGGAUUUCUCACAACUUUGCCGCCAGCCUUCGCUCUGGACUCCAACACGCAAUGGGACGAGCGUCUUCCUAUGCUGCCUCUACAGAGGCAAAACCUGCAUACCACCAUUUUCGAGUCGCUCUGCUGCAAUUUUCGUCCGGUACUGCUUCAAAACCCAGCCUGUCUAAAUAGGCUUCCAAUAUAUAAGCGAGUUCUUCUAUCGUGUCAGAGAAGGGUUCUGGCCGUGGCAGCAUUGAGGGUACUGGAAAGUGUCUCUAAGUUGCACACCAUACUAGGCGGCUGCCACACACGGUUCGUGGGCAUUAUCUUCCCAACAUUUGAAGCUGCCGUUCUGCUUGUCGGCCUCUGUACGGAUGUCGACUUUCCGGGCAAGAGCGAGGAUGGCCCUCUCACCACGCUCAGGAUAGAUCCUCUCGGGCCUGGGAAGGCUCACGUAUCUCGGGACCAAUGCUUGCGCGCGGUUGACGACGCGCUUGCACGUCUGCGAAUGCUUGCGGAAGUGAGCAAUAUGGCUCAGGUAGGAGCUCAAACCUUGACUCAACUCCUGAGCAAAUUGCCAAGUCAGCAUGCGCCAGAUAUGGAGACUAUACCGGCGUGGAUCAACCAGAUGCUUGAUUUGGGCGUCGAGGAAGCCAUAGGGCAGUGCGAUUUUAAAGACAUCCCUAACAGCGAGUGUGGUUCGUGGGCACAACAGGUUUCAGAAGAGCUUACGUAG